This is a messenger RNA of Marmota monax (woodchuck), 1936 nucleotides long. Its product is annotated as kinetochore protein NDC80 homolog. Gene Ontology annotation, biological process: attachment of mitotic spindle microtubules to kinetochore. Lineage: Eukaryota; Metazoa; Chordata; Mammalia; Rodentia; Sciuridae. Gene Ontology annotation, cellular component: Ndc80 complex. The record is from RefSeq and is a predicted model, not a curated record.
AUGGGCGCCGCCAUGUUGCUGUACGGAAAAUAUUUCCACAGUGCCCCAGAGCACUCAGCCUAUUCCUUGGUGGCACAGGACCUUGGGUCUUUAGAGCUAACUUUGAUGGUCAAUCCAGACCUGAUAGAGGAAGCUUCAGAGUGCCCGCAAGGCGUAGAGGCGCCAUCAGCACGUAGAGUUCCAGCAAAGAAGAGCGGCGCCUACGAAUUGCGUUGCGCGUUACAUAAUGCCAAAGAGAAACCAGCCUCUGGAAAGUUCAGUAUAAAUAAACCUGCAUCUGAAAGAAAAGUCUCUAUAUUUGGUAAAAGAACUAGUGGACAUGUAUCCCGGAAUAGUCAAAUUGACAUAUUUUCCAGUUCUGAAAACAUCACGGACCCAAGACCACUUAAUGACAAAGCAUUCAUUCAGCAGUGUAUUCGACAACUCUGUGAGUUUCUUACAGAAAAUGGUUAUGCAUAUAGUGUAUGCAUGAAAUCUCUACAAGCUCCAUCUAUUAAAGACUUCCUGAAGAUCUUCACUUUUCUUUAUCGCUUCCUGUGCCCUUCAUAUGAACUUCCUGACAUAAAGUUUGAAGAAGAGGUUCCAAAAAUCUUUAAAAACCUUGGGUAUCCUUUUGCACUAUCCAAAAGUUCCAUGUAUACAGUGGGAGCCCCUCAUACUUGGCCUCACAUUGUAGCAGCCUUGGUUUGGCUAAUAGACUGCAUCAGGGUAUUUGGUUUCACCUUUGAUUUAUAUAAUGUAGAUGCUUCCAAGCUGGAAUCAUUAGCAGCAAAAAACAAAGCAUUGAAUGAACAAAUUGCAAUAUUGGAACAAGAGAGAGAAAAAGAGCUGAACAGUAUAGAGUCAUUAAGGAAGUUGAAAACUUCCUUACAAGCAGAUGUUCAGAAAUAUCAGGCAUACAUGAGUAAUUUGGAGUUUCAUUCAGCCAUUCUGGACCAGAAAUUAAAUGAUCUCGAUGAAGAAAUUGCUAGAGUAGAACUAGAAUGUGAAACAAUAAAACAGGAGAAUGCAUGUCUACUGAAUGUUGUUGAUAACCAGAAGUAUUCAGUUGCAGACAUAGAGAGAAUAAAUCAUGAAAAUGAAUUGCAGCAGACCAUUAAUAAAUUAACCAAGGAGCUGGAAGCUGAACAACAGCAGUUAUGGAAUGAAGAGUUAAAGUAUGCCAGAGGCAAAGAGGCAAUUGAAACACAAUUAGCAGAAUAUCACAAACUGGCUAGAAAAUUAAAACUUAUUCCUAAAAGUGCUGAGAAUUCCAAAGGUUAUGACUUUGAAAUUAAGUUUAAUCCUGAAGCAGGCGCCAACUGCCUCAUCAAAUACAGGGCUCAAGUUUAUGUACCCCUCAAGGAACUCCUGAAUGAAAAUGAAGAAGGAAUUAAUAAAGCUCUGAAUAAAAAAAAAAUGGGUUUGGAGGAUACUUUAGAAUAAUUGAAUACAAUGAUAACAGAAAGCAAGAGAAGUGUGAGAACACUGAAAGAGGAAGUUCAAAAGCUGGAUGAUCUUUACCAACAAAAAGUUAAGGAAGCUGAGGAAGAGGAUGAAAAAUGUGCCAAAGAGCUUGAGUCCUUGGAGAAACACAAGCACCUGCUGGAAAGUGCUGUUAAUGAGGGCCUAAGUGAAGCUAUGAAUGAGUUAGAUGCUGUUCAGCGGGAGUACCAACUAGUUGUGCAGACUAAAAAUGAAGAAAGAUGAAAAGUCAGAAAUAACUUGCAGCAUCUUUUAGAAAUGAUUCCUACACAUGUAGGGUCUGUGGAGAAACAUCUUGAGGAGGAGAUUACUAAAGUUGAUAGAGAAUAUGAAGAAUGCAUGUCUGAAUAUCUCCUGGAAAAUAUUAGAGAGAUUACAGAAAAAUAUAAGAAGAAUGCUGCUCUACUUAAGACUUCUGGUGAAUGAAGAUCAAGUGCUGAUUAUCCUUUAUAAAAAUAGUUCAUUAACAAAA